This is a messenger RNA of Phoenix dactylifera (date palm), 517 nucleotides long. The record is from RefSeq and is a predicted model, not a curated record. NCBI's taxonomy places the organism in Eukaryota, Viridiplantae, Streptophyta, Magnoliopsida, Arecales, Arecaceae.
CUUGUCCUUCUUGUUCCUUCUUCGGGAAGGCGACCCAUUCCCCUCUCGGGCUCUCCCCCGCCCCCCAAAAAUUCUCACCAUGGCCUUCGAAUCUCCCUCUCACACCGCCGCCUCCUCCUCCUCGUCGGCCUCCGGCAACGCCAAAAAGAGGAAAACCAUGUCCGACUCCUCCGGCCCUUUUCCCCGAAUCAGAAACCCUCGGAACUCUCUCCGCCCCAAGAAUUCCCCCUUCGCCGAUUUCGGAAGUUAUAUGGUGGAGAAGAAUAAGAAGCUGCGAGAACAAUUCGAUUCGGCGGCUUCCACUUCAUCCCUUCAAGAUUCCGGUGAUGGGAAGAAGGGCAUCUUCCAUGGGGUUUCUAUUUUCGUCGAUGGAUUCACUGUUCCCUCCAGUCAGGAACUAAAGGCAUAUAUGCUGAAGCAUGGUGGGCGGUUUGAGAAUUACUUCUCAACGCAUACAGUGACUCAUAUCAUUUGCAGUCACCUUCCUGAUGGUAAAAAGAGGAACUUCAGGUAUUAA